GUUCCCUUCCCACUGCACGCACGCAGUCUCCUCUUCACUCUCUGAUUCCCAAAUUCUUCCCCCCCUUGCUUGAGGAACCAUCGUUAAUCUGGGAUGACACCAUCACACAGAAACAUGGCUGAGCAUGUGGAGCGCACAUCUGAAAAUUUUUUGAACAACAUAAUGGAAAAGAUAGCUGAUACUGUACCCAAGCAGAAGUCUGUAAGAUUCUUUGAAGAACCAAAUUCAGUCUCAGCACAGAUGGAUAGGUUGUUCGGACGCCAGAACUCUGUUCACAAGAUCUUGGGAGGUGGAAAAUCUGCUGAUGUGUUGUUAUGGCGGAACAAUAAGAUAUCAUCAAGUGUCUUGACUGUUGCAACAGCUAUCUGGAUUCUCUUUGAGUGGUUGAAUUAUCACUUUUUGACUCUCUUGGCCUUUGCACUUGUCAUUGGAAUGCUUAUUCAGUUUGUUUGGUCAAAUGCUUCUAGAGUAUUAAACAGAUCUCCACCUCAAGUACCUCGGCUUGUUUUGCCCGAUGAUCUUUUUGCAAAUGUUGCUCUUUCUCUUGGUGCCCAAGUUAAUCAUUUUUUGCGAUUCAUUCAAGAUGUUUCAUGUGGAGGAAACUUGAAACAGUUUCUUAUGGUUGUAGCAAGCCUGGGGGCUACUGCUUUGAUCGGAAGUUGGUGCAAUUUUCUCACCAUCAUUUAUAUUGGGUUUGUCUGUGCUCACACACUGCCUGUGCUUUAUGAGAAAAAUGAAAACCAAGUUGAUGGCUUCCUUGACAAGCUCUUCGGGCAGAUGCAGAGCCAGUAUCGCAAGCUGGAUGGGAGUCUACUAAGCAAGAUUCCAAAGGGAAAUCUCAAGUUUAAGAAGAAUGAAUAGAUCUCUUUACUUGAACAUGCAUGUCCGAUUGCUUUUUUGUAAUUGAAGGUGGAAUUACCUUCAUAAUGUAAAAAUCAUCGAGAUUCUGAUGAAAUUUCAGUAGAACAACCUAUAAUUGAGGUGUCGAACUUUACGUGUGUUCUUCCUAUAAUAAUAAAAGAGAUUUAAUUGUA
Molecule: messenger RNA, 1034 nt
Organism: Musa acuminata subsp. malaccensis (wild Malaysian banana)
Lineage: Eukaryota; Viridiplantae; Streptophyta; Magnoliopsida; Zingiberales; Musaceae
Product: reticulon-like protein B8
Source: RefSeq, a predicted model, not a curated record